Suncus etruscus (white-toothed pygmy shrew) is the source of this 3265-nucleotide messenger RNA. It is a transcript of the gene ITIH2, whose product is annotated as inter-alpha-trypsin inhibitor heavy chain 2. The transcript is spliced from 20 exons. NCBI's taxonomy places the organism in Eukaryota, Metazoa, Chordata, Mammalia, Eulipotyphla, Soricidae. Gene Ontology annotation, biological process: hyaluronan metabolic process. The record is from RefSeq and is a predicted model, not a curated record. Bases 350 to 3133 code for a protein of 927 amino acids. Gene Ontology annotation, molecular function: serine-type endopeptidase inhibitor activity.
UCUGCUCAAUCAGAAGAUCUUGCUUUCAGAGAGUUUCCUAGGCUCCUUCCUUCCUGCUCUACCUGUUUCUCAGCCCAGCUCUCGCCCAGGCGAAUUCUGUCUGGAGGAUCUGGCAAAGCAGAAAUGUGGGGCCCUGACUGUGGUCCCUCAGGGGGUCCAGAGGGGCUGUUUGAGUAACCUCCAGUGACCCGGCUACCCCCACAGCUCCAGAUCUGCAGAGCAAAUAUUUGUCCCGUUUCCAAACAGUUUGAGUCUCCUCUGCUUCCCCGUGCUCCUCUUUAAAGCCACUGUCCUCGGGGGCCACUCCUGGCGUGGUGGAUACUGGGGGCAUCUCAGAGCCUCCCCCGCAAUGGGAUCCCUGGUGUGCCUUCUCCUCUGGGGACUCCUGGCCCAAGAAGCAGUCUUUGAGACUCCCAUGUAUGAUCUUCAUGACUUUGCAGAGUAUGGAGAUCCCCAGGACCUUGCAGAGGAGGAUUGGAAUCAUGAGCUGUUGCAUGACCCGGUCACCCUAUACAGAUACAAGGUCAACUCCAUCAUCACGUCACGCCUGGCCGACACAAGCAUCGAGGUCCUGCUCAUAAAUAGCUCCCCAGAUACCCAGAUCGCCUUGUUUGAGGUCCAGAUCCCCAAAGGUGCCUUCAUCUCUAACUUCUCCAUGACUGUGAACGGGGAGGUCUUCACUGGUUUUGUUAAGGAGAAAUCUAUGGCCCAUACACUCUAUGCCCAUGCCAUGGCGAAGGGAAAAACUGCCGGCGUGGUGAGGAGCCGUGACCAGGAUAUGGACCACUUCAACGCAGAAGUGACCAUGCAUCCUGGGGCUAAGGUGCACUUUGUCCUUAAAUACAAGGAAGUAAAAUGGAGGACGCUUAAUUCCUAUGAGCAUCGGAUCUACCUGCAGCCCGGCCGGCUGGCCAAGCACUUGGAGGUGGACGUGUGGAUCAAUGAACCCCAAGGAAUCCGGUUUCUCCACAUUCCCGACACCUUUCAAGGGCAUUUUGUGGGGGUCCCAGUCAUCUCGAAAGGGCAGCAUAAGGCCCACGUCGCCUUCAAGCCCACGUUGAGUCAGCAGAGGAGGUGUCCAACAUGCUUGGCAACGGCAGUGGACGGGGAGUUGGUGGUGAUGUAUGACGUGAGCAGGGAGAAGAAGGCCGGAGAGCUCCAGGCCUCCAAUGGCUAUUUUGUGCACUUUUUCUCUCCGGAAAACAUGGACCCAAUUCCCAAGAACAUCCUGUUUGUCAUCGAUGUCAGCGGUUCCAUGUGGGGAAUAAAGAUGAAGCAAAUGGUGGAAGCCAUGAAAACCAUCCUGGACGAUCUCCGCACCGAGGACCACUUCACCGUGGUUGACUUUAACCACCAUAUUCGCACCUGGAGGAACGCCCUGGUCCCAGCCACCAAGACACAAGUGGCCAGUGCCAAGAAGUACGUGGAGAAAAUCCAGCCCAGCGGAGGCACAAACAUCAAUGAGGCACUGCUACGAGCUAUCUCCCUCCUGAACGAAACCUACAACCUGGGGCUUCUGACCCCCAACUCCGUGUCACUCAUCAUCCUGGUCUCAGACGGGGACCCCACAGUAGGCGAGCUCAAAUUGUCCCAGAUCCAGAAGAAUGUCAAGCAGAACAUCCCGGACAAUGUCUCCCUGUUCAGCCUGGGCAUCGGGUUCGACGUGGACUUUGACUUCCUGAGACGACUCUCCAACGACAACCAGGGCAUUGCGCAGAGGGUCUACGGGAACCAGGACACGGCUAGUCAGCUCAAGAAAUUCUACAACCAGGUGUCCACGCCCUUGCUCCGGAAUGUCCAGUUCAACUACCCACAGGCAGCAGUGGCAGAUGUCACCCAGAACAGCUUCCACAACUACUUUGGCGGCUCCGAGAUCCUGGUGGCCGGCAAAUACAAUGCCAGCAUAUUGGAAGAUAUACAGAGUUUUAUCACUGCGACCUCGGCCAACGCAGACUUAGUUUUGGAAGCUGUGAGCCAGAAGAAAGACCUGCAAGAUUUUCUUGCCAAGGAUAAGCAUGCCGACCCAGACUUCCCCAGGAAGAUAUGGGCCUUUCUGACCAUCAAUCAGCUGCUGGCUGAGAGGAGCUUGGCCCCCACAGCCACCGUCAAGAAGUCUAUCACUCGGCGGGCCCUGCAGAUGUCCCUGGAGAACAACAUUGUCACCCCUCUUACCGCCAUGGUGAUGGAGAAUGCGGCAGGAGACGAGCGCAUGCUGGCAGACUCACCGCCCCUGGACCCCUCCUGCUGCUCAGGUGCCCUGUACUACGGCAGCAAAGUUGCUCCAAGCUCCAUCCCCUCCUGGGCCAGCCCAGUGCCCACGCAGAUGGUGCCAAUGCCUGUGAAAAGUUCUCCUAUAUUGGAGAUGACUCCCCCACACGUGAUGCGAGUGGAAAAUGACCCACACUUCAUCAUUUACCUUCCAAAAAGCCAGAAGAACAUUUGUUUCAAUAUCGACUCAGAGCCUGGGAAAAUCCUCAGUCUGGUCUCGGAUCCGGAAUUAGGGAUCACUGUCAACGGCCAGCUUAUAGGGGCCAAGAGGCCUGAGAAGGGGAAGCUGAGCACCUACUUCGGGACCUUAAGCUUUAGCUUCCGGCACCAGAACUUUCGAAUGGAGGUCACCUGCGAGACUAUCACCCUGAGCCUAGGCUCACUCAUCAAUGUCCUGUCCUGGUCUGACACAGUAUACAUCAACUUCCACAGGGUGGUGGUGUCCUUGACUGAGGAGAGCGACGUGACCGUGUUACUUGGCCAGGACUUGUCCUUCUCGGUCCUGCUGCAUCGCGUGUGGGAGAAGCACCCCACCAACGUCGACUUCCUGGGCAUCUACAUCCCCCCCACUGACAAGUUCUCCCCCAAGGCACAUGGGCUUCUGGGCCAGUUCAUGCAGGAGCCUGAGGUCCGGAUUUUUAAUGAGCGGCCAGGAAAGGAUCCCACCAAGCCGGAGGCCAGCAUGGAGGUGAAGGGCCACAAGCUAAGUGUCACCAGGGGCUGGCAGAAAGACUACCGCACAGAUCACGUUCAGGGCACCAACGUGACCUGCUGGUUCGUGCACAACAGUGGCAAAGGCUUCAUUGACGGACACUACAAUGACUACCUGGUGCCCCAGCUCCACAGCUUCCUGAAGCUGCCCUGAAGCCUGGAGGGUCUGGGAAUAGUUGGGUGCUGGUUCCUACCCGUGCAUGCUUGCUGCCACCUGCCAGUCUGGGGAGGGCUGACACGGGGUCCUGGAGCUGCACUGGGCAGAAAUUAAAGCCAUGUAAUGAUG